ACAUCUCUCAAAGUCCAGUCAGCUGCAAUGGCGCAUCCACUUCCAAGAAUCUUUUUGCGACAAUUCUACCAACAAUCCUCUCCCUCUGCAAGAGCUUCAAACUUAUUUCCUCGAAGAUUCCAAGUCAAUUCAGCACCUCGACGAAGUUACGCGACUGGUGAAAGUGGGCCUAACCCACGACCUGGCCAAAAUCCCUUCAAGAUCUGGCCCUUUGUUGCCAUUACUGUUGCAGGAUCCGGAGCUUACAUUUUGAUGGUCAGAAGUCGAACUGACAUGGCGCCCACGAACGAGCGAGUCGCUGCGCCGAAGAAAGACACUCCAACCUUCUCACCUUCCAACGUCACCGUCCUCUUCGUCCUCGGCGGCCCCGGAGCAGGCAAAGGCACACAAUGCGCCAAUCUCGUCCGGGACUACAAGUUCACGCAUCUCUCUGCCGGCGACCUUCUGCGAGCUGAGCAAGACAGGAAGGGUUCCGAAUUCGGGGACCUGAUUAAGAGCUAUAUUAAGGAUGGCAAGAUUGUGCCCAUGGAAGUCACUGUCCAAUUACUUGAAAACGCCAUGACGGAAGUGGUGGAGAAGGACAAAGACCAUAAAGGAAAGUUUUUGAUCGACGGGUUUCCAAGGAAGAUGGACCAGGCGCUGAAGUUUGAGGAGACGGUGUGCCCGAGCAAGUUUGUGCUGUUCUUUGAUUGUCCGGAGGAGGAGAUGCAGAACCGGUUGCUGAAGAGAGGGGAGACGAGUGGGAGGUCCGAUGACAAUGCGGAGAGUAUCAAGAAGCGGUUUAAGACUUUCGUAGAGACUAGCAUGCCGGUCGUCGAUUACUUCAGGCAGGAGGGGCGAGUCGUCAAGGUUGCUGCUACGAACACGCCUGACGAGGUGUAUAAAGAGACGAGGGAGAAGCUUGAGCAGAGGUUGGGAAGGAAUUUUUAGAUUUGGUAAUAUUAGAGGUAUAAGAUCGGGA
This is a messenger RNA of Hyaloscypha bicolor E, 961 nucleotides long. Its product is annotated as UMP-CMP kinase. Gene Ontology annotation, molecular function: UMP kinase activity; ATP binding. Lineage: Eukaryota; Fungi; Ascomycota; Leotiomycetes; Helotiales; Hyaloscyphaceae. The record is from RefSeq and is a predicted model, not a curated record. The transcript is spliced from 2 exons. Gene Ontology annotation, biological process: 'de novo' pyrimidine nucleobase biosynthetic process; UDP biosynthetic process; CDP biosynthetic process. Gene Ontology annotation, cellular component: cytoplasm; nucleus. Bases 28 to 930 code for a protein of 300 amino acids.